AUGAUAGCGAUUCGACAGAGGGUAGCUCGAGCGGUUAGUAGCGAUAGAGAAUAACAGUGUGUGUGUUGGUGACGGUGGUGGGGAUGACGGCGAAGGGUUCGGCGUUGGUCGUGUCAAGCGUUCGGUACUCCUCGGUAGUCAGUCGUCCGACAGACGCCGCGCCGCGAGCAUCUAUCGUCGUAAUUAUCUCUUAUUAAAGCUUUUACCCUUUCGAGACAGGGGAUACACGAUAACACGUCUAAUUGUCCUAACUUCCCUAGAUCGUUAUUAUCUUCCUAUUUUUCCUUUAUUUCAUUGAUUUUAUCAAAUCAUUUCUCUCUCUCUCUCUCUCUCUCUCUUUCUCUUUAUUAUUAUUGUCGUCGUCGUCGUCGUCAUCGUUGUGUGUGUGUGUGUGUGUGAUCGUAUAAGAGGAUAGAUCAAACGAGAUAUAGAAUCAAAAAAAAAAAAAAAGAAAACAAAAAAAAGAAAAAGAACAAGGAAAGAAAAGGAAGAUAAUUUUAUCAACAAGGAAGGAUCAUCGUGAAGCCUUCGUAUAAGUGCAAGCAAGGUCAUUGCACUUUAACUUGUUCUUGUUGAAUUUCCUCUCUUUCUCUCUCUCUCCCUCACACACACACACACACCACACACACAACAAAAGUGCACGUACGCACACACGUACACAAAGAAGAAGAAAAAGAAGCUGAUACCGUUAACUCAAAUCUCAAUUUUCCACGAAAAAGAAGGAAGAAGAAAAAGAAGAAGAAAAAGAAGAUAGAGAAAAAAGGUCAAAUUGACAGAAAUUAAAAAGUCCAACCUUUUUAAUCUUACAUAAAUUUAUCUAUCAUUGAUUAUAUAUAUAUAUAUAUAUAUAUAUAUAUAUAUAUAUAUAUAUUUGAGUUAAAUUAAUUAAAUACAAUUAAUAUUGAUAUUGAGAGGACAUAGAAUUAGAGAGAAGGUGGAGAAGGAAGAGGAGUAGAAGGAGGAGGAGGUGGUGGUUUGCACGUAUAUACGUUUGUAUAAAUCUAUUAAAAAGAUGCGUACCGUGAGCGAGGUUAUGAAAAAUCGUGCGAUCAGCUGACUAACCGAACUAUUUGGUGUUACGAGCUACGCCAAAAGGAACAACGACGGACGGUUACGAACGUCCUCCAUUCGGAAGAAUUCUUCUCAAGAAGAACGACGGAGGAGUUUAUCGAGCUGUUCCGUCAUGACGUUCGGGACGCCUUUCCACAACGAGAAAUCUCGUUUUGCCAUCGAUGCUACCAAUAGACCCGGCGCAAUGGCGACCGAAGAGGGGAUGCUGAGUGGUGGUUUCGGCUCGAAAUUGAAGUGCCCAACCCCGAUUUCACGUUUGAGAGUGGAAAAGAUCGAGGGUGGUCUAAUGGUUGCCGGGGUUGUAAUAGCAGCGAACUGCCAGAUUGCUCUUCCGGCAUUUGGAUUUCUUUUCAUGCUCGUCGGCGCUGUUCUCACUGCCGCUUCGUAUCGUGGCCCCGGCGAAGACGAGGAUAAGGACUCGUAUGCAGCUCGUAUAGCAUUCACCGGAAAUUCACGUAUACUCGGCCCGAUAUGUAUCGUCGUUGGUGCCCUUAUGCUUGCCCUAGGUAUACUACUAUGCAUGCUUACGAGACGUGCGAGAAGAAGGGAACGCAGAGUUGGCUUCCACUGUCCCUUACACGGGGAUUUCUACCCUCUCAGUCCGGUUCAAAGUGUCAAGAUGCUUGGUGUCUCAGGGAAAAGUGCCAGCGGAUGGCCAAGGAUACCCUGUUUGAAAAGUCGUACGAUGAGUAAGGCCGGUGCAAAUGGUUCACACGUUGGUCCACCCCAAUGUCCGCAUUCUGUAUUAAGCAGCACAAGAAGUUCAGUGAGCAGUUCACCUUUGAGUCCUUGCCCUACGCCGAUGCCGUUCCUCGUCACUUCCGGUUCCGUCAGCAGUGGCAUGGUGCAAAAUGUUGGAGCCAAUUUGUCACCAGAUCAAACAUUUGGAUCAAUUAGAUCACUUUCAGUUACAAGAGAAGUCGCAAGUUUUCCGUUGUCACGGACACCCACACCACCUCCUCAACAUAGGCCGUCGUUGUUGCAACCGAACAACGAUGAUCUCGUCAUUGGAGUUGGUAGUCCAUUGAGAGAGGCCUCACCUAGACCGGAAGUGCGUGUUGUGGCACCAGCCCAUCGACCUCCAUCCGGGCUUAUUGCACAUCAACCAAUGACAGCAAACAACCUCGUGUCACCUAGUAUGACGAAUUUAACGACGAUGACGACGACGACAACAACGACGAUAAUGAUGAUGACAACGACAACAUCGACGACAUCGCCAAUUACUACAAUGACCGGUUCUAAGGCGUCCUCGUUGCCGCCAUCGUCGUCAUCAUCAUCGUCGUCGUCGUCGUCAUCAUCGUCGUCGUCGUCAUCGAUUACGAGUACGAUUGCGAGUGCGAAGAUGAGGACGACGACGACAGGAACGACAGCUACGACGAAUCGUAAGUCGGUGAGCAUAUUACUUCCGGAACACACAAGUGGAUGACCCCAACAACAUGGCUUCGUGCACCGCUGCGACGACGAUCCCCUUCCAAUUUAAGACAUUUAAUGAAGGGUUUAGCUUUAAACGAAAAAAAAAAAAAGGAGAAAGAUGGGGUAAAGGGGAUGGGAAGAGGGAAUGAGGUAGGAUGGGGAGGGAGUCACGAAGAGAAAAGAGAAUAAUGAACCCAGACUUUUCUUUCUCUCUCUCUCUCUCUUUCUCUAUUUCUAUCUAUCUGUGUAUCUAUCUAUCUAUCUAUCUAUCUGUCUCUUUCUCUCCUUAAGACUUAUUCUUUUCAACUCCUACAUACUUGUACUCCUACGUUUGCAAUUAUCAGGACAGAGAGAGAGAGAGAGAGAGAGAGAGAGAGAGAGAAAGGGAGAGAGAGAGAAAGAAAAAAUCUAUCAUAUAGCUACCUACGCUCCUGUGUUCCCAAUAUAUAAAAAGAAAAGAAGACAAAGAGAAAAAGAGAGAAAGAGAGAGAAAGAGAGAAACAAAGAAAUCCAUUCCGAGCUCUAAUUCUGAACUCCAAAAGUCUAGAAAGAGAGGGAGAGAGAGAGAGAGAGAGAUAAAGUGAGAGAAAGAGAGAAAGACAUGAUUGAGGAUGAAAAUGUGUGAAAAUUAAAAGAUGGAGACAGAGAGAAAGGAAGAGAGAGAGGGAAAGCAAGAAAGAGGGAAAAGAGAUCAAUUUAAUCAAAGAGAGUGAAAGAGUGAGAGAAAGAGAGAACGAAGCAAUCGUGCUGUCAAUGAAACUGUUUCGUUCAACAACUUCGUUGUCUCAUUCCUGGAUCUUUCUGCCAUGACGUAGAUAGAGGUGAAAUAAAGUUCCGGAUGAUAAAGGAGAAAAGAAGAAAAAAAAAAAGUUAAACUC
This is a messenger RNA of Vespa crabro (European hornet), 3362 nucleotides long. RefSeq names its product nuclear pore complex protein DDB_G0274915-like. Bases 1184 to 2497 code for a protein of 437 amino acids. The record is from RefSeq and is a predicted model, not a curated record. The transcript is spliced from 6 exons. NCBI's taxonomy places the organism in Eukaryota, Metazoa, Arthropoda, Insecta, Hymenoptera, Vespidae.